AUGGCCCCCAAACUGACCCGCGAGGAAGUCAAGAAGCACACGGCCGAAGACGACCUGUGGUUCAUCGUGGACCACAAAGUCUACGACGUCUCCGACUUCAUCGAUGCCCACCCAGGCGGCUCCGUCGUGCUGCAGCAAGUCGCCGGCACCGACGCCACGGAAGCCUUCUACAACCUGCACCGCCACGAAGUCCUACACCAGUACAAAUCGCUCUGUCUCGGGAACGUGGAGGGCGAGGAGCCCGAAGUCAUCGAGCAGCUGCCCGGCGACCUCAGCCAGGUGCCGUACGCUGAGCCCCUCUGGUUGACGCCGCAGUUCCGCUCGCCCUUCUACUCCGAAAAGCACAAGAAGCUGCAGAAGGCGAUGCGCAAGUUUGUCGAUGAGCAUAUCACUCCUGAGGCGCGGGAAAAGGAGUUGAGCGGGGAGUACAUCAGCCAGGAGCUGAUUGAUAAGAUGGCCGAGGCGAAUAUCCUCGCUAUGCGAGCCGGGCCGGGCAAGCAUAUGCAUGGGCGGAGUUUGCUGGGAGGUGCCAUGGACGGCAAGGACUACGAUGCCUUUUCCGAUUUGAUCAUUUCGCAGGAGCUCACGCGACAUACGAGCCGUGGCUUCCAGGAUGGGAAUAUGGCGGGUAUGACGAUCUCGCUGUCCGCUGUGAUUGCGUGGGCGAAUGACGAGGAGUUGAAGAACCGAGUGGUGGAUGAGGUGCUCUCCGGCAAGAAGAAGAUGUGUCUUGCCAUCACCGAAGCAUUCGCCGGUUCGGACGUCGCAGGUCUGCGAACAACAGCGGAGUUGAGCGAGGACGGCUCGCAUUACAUUGUCAACGGAACGAAAAAAUGGAUUACUAACGGCAUGUGGAGUGACUACUUCGUCACCGGCUGCAAGACGAAGAAGGGCUUUUCCGUGCUGCUGAUUGAGCGGUCGGAAGGCGUGGAGACGAAGAAGAUCAAGACGGCGUAUUCUGCUGCCGCGGCGACGACCUUUGUCGAGUUUGACAACGUCAAGGUGCCCGCGAAGAACUUGCUGGGCGAGGAGCACAAGGGUUUUGUCGUCAUCAUGUCGAACUUCAACCACGAACGAUGGAUGAUGGCUGCCAUGGUCAUGCGCUGGUCCCGCACCGUGCUCGAAGAAUGCCUAAAAUGGGCGCACCAACGCCUCGUCUUCGGCAAACCCCUCAUCGCCCAACCGGUGGUGCGGCAAAAGCUCGGCCGCAUGAUCGCCCUCGUCGAAGCCAACCAAGCCUGGAUCGAGCAAAUCACCUUCCAAAUGAACGGCAUGAGCUACAAGGAGCAGGCCAAGCACCUCUCCGGCCCGAUUGGGCUGCUCAAGACCUUCUCCACGCGCAGCGCGCACGAAAUUGCGGAUAAUGCAGUCAAUAUUUUCGGGGGCCGCGGGGUUACGCAGACGGGCAUGGGGCGCGUGGUCGAGGCUUUCCAUCGGACGUACAAGUUUGAUUCGAUUCUCGGGGGUGCGGAGGAGGUGAUGGCGGAUUUGGGGGUGAGGCAAGCGAUGCGCUUCAUGCCGAAUGCCAAACUGUAG
Messenger RNA from Neohortaea acidophila, 1536 nucleotides. Its product is annotated as acyl-CoA dehydrogenase/oxidase. Bases 1 to 1536 code for a protein of 511 amino acids. The record is from RefSeq and is a predicted model, not a curated record. The transcript is spliced from 2 exons. Lineage: Eukaryota; Fungi; Ascomycota; Dothideomycetes; Mycosphaerellales; Teratosphaeriaceae. Gene Ontology annotation, molecular function: flavin adenine dinucleotide binding; acyl-CoA dehydrogenase activity; heme binding.